Dibothriocephalus latus is the source of this 1365-nucleotide messenger RNA. The record is from the annotation of a GenBank genome assembly. Lineage: Eukaryota; Metazoa; Platyhelminthes; Cestoda; Diphyllobothriidea; Diphyllobothriidae.
CGUCCACAUUCAUAUCAACUUAUCCACGAACUGAAAAUAUGUUCGAGCUUCCCACAUAAUACCUGUUUCUUCAAUUUUCCGGGCGAUCACAACAGCGGACAAUUUAGAUUUGAACUGGAAAGUAAGACACGCUUGUCGAGUACGGAGCUAAAGGCCCUCUACGAUAACAAAAUUUCCUCCAGCCUCAUGUUUGCCUACAACCCAACUGCAUGCGAUAGUCAUCUGUGUCUGAAUCAGUCACCAAAGUCGAACCCCAACGUUUUUCUUCACUCACCCCAUGCGCUAAUGAAGGGGAAAGUGCGUACAGUUCGCACAAUGUCGCUUCAUUCAGCCCUGCACUGUCUGGGUGGAAUUCAGCUACUUUACUUACUCUUCAAUCAACUGGACUUUCAUCCAGAUCCCGCAGAUGAUGCGACCAAAACAGCCCCUACUGCGUCAAACUCGGCAUCUGCCAACGCCUCACCUAGUCAGGCAGACCGCGGCAGUAACCGACUUCUUGUACCCGUCUUUGUGACCCUGUUGCGUCAGUUAUUUGACCAGCUUCUCUUUGACCAUGCCCUUUGGGUGCGAGCCCCGGCUCAGGUUCAAGAUCGACUUUACCAAUUUCUGGCUGGUGAAUUUCGUGUUGAUCUAAUUGUCCAAUCCACGCGGAAUGUCGUCGCCCCGGCGGUCUUUGCUCUCAAGACCUACUACUCGAUCAGCACUCCGCCACCCGAAUGUUCGUCCAGUGGAACUGCGACCACCAUACCAGCCUCCUCUGCAAGAGCCUCAACUACAGAACGGCCUUCAAUCCAAUGCCUUGCCAGAAUACGUUCCAACAUUCUAAUGUUCAUCAAGCAACUCUUUCUUCGAACCACAACCCCGCAGGGUGAAGAGUUGGAAUGCAUUCUCAACUUCCUUGCAACCGUAAAAGAGCCGGACGAUCUGCGCGAUGUUCUCUUCUUCACCACUUUGCUGAUGUCAGAAUACCCUGCCUCUAUGGUUCCCGCUUUUGACUCAAAGGAUGGUAUCCAGUGUGUAUUUCAGUUGGUAGAAUCGAAGGAUGAAUGUAUUCGUCUUUAUGCCCUCAAACUGCUCGGCUUCUUUCUGAAGUUCAGUAAAACAAAACGAAAACAAGAAUCAAUGGGUCAGUAUAGUGUGUUCAGCCUAAUAGGUGACCGCCUGAAUGCGGCCUCCAACAUCUUUUCCAUGAAGACUUACAAUGUCCUCUUCGAGGUGAGUGUUGGCGUUUAUGAAUCUACGCCUGCUUUCCUGCGUCUUGUUCUCUUAAUACUUCUAACUGAACGUGUAACGAUGCACAUCAGUGAGGUCGUCCUGCCCAAUCCCGACGCAAACUGUCGUAUAGAAAACCCAGAUGUCUCUUAG